Molecule: messenger RNA, 678 nt
Organism: Cajanus cajan (pigeon pea)
Lineage: Eukaryota; Viridiplantae; Streptophyta; Magnoliopsida; Fabales; Fabaceae
Source: RefSeq, a predicted model, not a curated record
GAUCCGCUCAAAAAGCAUAAAGAAGAGAGAGAAAGUGAAAGAAGUAGAGAGAGAGAAAGAACCGUUUGAGAAUUUUGGAGACGUUAUCGGACUUCAAAUCCACAAUUCGCCGCAAUUUGGGAACCGCGGUCGCGUCCGGAGCCUUCCUUUGUUAGGCUUUCGUUCCUCUUUCUUCGAUUUCGCUUUCGAAUUUUUAGUUCGCGAUGGUGGCGUGAGGUUGAGGUCCAAUUCGAAGGUUCGGGUUUCUGAGGAGCGCGGGAUUCGACUGUGGUGGCGAUGUUUACGCCGCAGAGAGUGUGGCCGGGUUGGUCCCUGACGCCGAACAAGAGCGGGGCUCGGGGCGUAACCGGGUCGGGUUCGGAUUCGGGUCCAAAUUCGGGAGAUGGAGCGGAGGGGAAAGGUGUCGCCGUUGUUGAGAAUGGAGGCAACUUGGAUCGCGAGGUUUUGAUUGAGAGAGUUUCAAGCCUCGAGAAUGAGCUUUAUGAGUACCAAUUCAAUAUGGGACUUCUCUUGAUUGAGAAAAAAGAGUGGAAUUCUAAGUAUACUGAACUAAGUCAAGAUUUAGUAGAAGUGAAGGAUGCUCUAGAGCGAGAAAAAGCUGCUCAUUUAAUUGCUCUAUCUGAGGCAGAGAAGCGAGAAGAGAAUCUGAGGAAGGCCUUGGGUGUUGAGAAAGAGUGA